CCUCACAAGGGAUAUGUAGCAGCAAGCAUUAGCCAUAAUGAACACACCACAGGUGCAGAGCUGGAAGAGAGCCAUAAGAGAAAUUGAUGGACCGGGAUCCCCAAGAGAGAUCUGGGACAAAUGGAGCCCGGCCAGGCCUUGCAGGGCCUCAUCCGAGUGGAAUCACCAAUGGGGAUCAGCUGGGAGAGCAUCGGGAUGGAGGCAAUGGAGUGGAAGGGGGCCAGUGUUACCCUCCCCCCAGUUUAGAAGGGGGUGGAUCAGUUGAUGUUUCAAAACAUGUCAAGUGGACUACAACAAGGUCACACGAAGACUCUAAGAUGGCCUUAACUGUGCAAGACAGAGCCGUUGGGGCCAUUAUCGGGGCUGCGGUAGCAGAUGCAGCAGCCCAGCCCAUGCACUGGAUUUACAAUCCAGACAGACUUCGAGAAGUUCUUGCUGACCUGGAACCCACACCAGAGUUUCGUGCAGACUCGGCAAAUCCUUUCUACCGCAGGAAGACAGGCGAGCAGACGUGCUAUGGCGACCAAGCUUACGUCCUGUUGGAAUCACUGAGUCAGUGUGGAGGUGUUAAUGUGGAGGAUUUCACUCAACGUAUUUACAAGUUCUUUGGACCCGGGACAGUGUACGACCUGCCUCUUAAUGACCCCUACCGCCAGAAAGGAGGUCCCAAAGCCGUCCUUCCAAUUGAUGGUCCUUGGAGAAAUGGAAGCCUCAAAGCUUUCUUCAGAAAUGUGGAUGCAGGCAAAGAAGAAACUGGCUGUGACAAGGACUGUCAAAUGGACGGCGUCACUAAACUGGCUCCAAUUGUGGCCCUUCAUGCUGGCCAACCUGAAAUGCUGGAGAAAGUGGAGAAAGUGAUAAGGGUGACCCAGAAUAAUGAUAUGUGCGUGGCUGUGACAUUGGCUGCAGCUAGAUUUUUGGAACAUUUUAUUCUGAAUGGUCCAAGUUCCGAAGCUCUGGAAGCAGUUUUGGCUCAGUUGAAUGACCCACAAAGACAGAACCCUCAAGAGCUUGACAAUGCAGUUGCUGCACAUAUCCGCCAGGUGAAGAACAACAUAGGCAAGACAUCCCAGCAGCUUAUUCCCUCUCUCUACACAAACACAUGAGCUUUGCCUGGUGCACUCCAAGGAGCGCUACAUGGAGUCCUGACAUUGAGCCAGUUGGAUGAAGCUGUCAGGGACACCAUGCGCUGCGGGGGAUGCACCGCCAGCCGAGCCUCCUUCAUUGGAGCCUGCUUCGGGGCACAGACUGGCCUCCAAGGAAUCCCAGAGACUUGGAAGAAGAAGACACUCAGAUAUCCUCGUCUGCUCGAGCUAGCUGAAAGCAUGUUCCAAAAAACUGCGUAAAAUGUAGUUCAUUUUUGAGACGCCCCAAAUAAGAAAUGGCUUUAGUUAGUACCUUUCAUUCCUAUUCAUAAACUUCCCUUAAAUUGCUGAUUUGCUUUGAAAUGACAAUUUAUGACAGUCUUGUUUAAAAAGCCUUGGACUGAAUGAGACUUGAAUCUGUUUGUUGUGUCAAAGUUGCAUUAUGCAAGAAGAGGGCAGUGUUUGCCAAGAGCUUGAGAUGAGUAAGAACAUAAGAGUGUUGUUAAAAACCAUCAGUUGCUAAUAAAAUAUAAAGUUGCUUGCA
Corythoichthys intestinalis (scribbled pipefish) is the source of this 1629-nucleotide messenger RNA. RefSeq names its product crystallin J1A-like. The transcript is spliced from 12 exons. NCBI's taxonomy places the organism in Eukaryota, Metazoa, Chordata, Actinopteri, Syngnathiformes, Syngnathidae. The record is from RefSeq and is a predicted model, not a curated record.